AUGGGUAUCCGCUUGACUGCGACUGUCUCUUCGGCUCUGCAACGACGCCGGCGCAAUCAUCGCAGUGAGAUUUUCAACAUUAUUGAGGCUGUUAUGGAGCAGCAGAGGAGUAAUCUAACAAAUACGGCUGACUACUCUAUCUGGAAGAGUUCUUCUGAUACAUACAAGUCUGUCUUUACUACAAAAAAUACAUGGAAUCUACUCCAUCAGGAAGGAACCACAGUUGAAUGGUGCAAAGGUCUCUUCAAACAUCAUACCCCAAAGUUCGCAUUCUUCACAUGGCUUGCUCUACACAACCGGCUCUCAACAGGAGACCGUAUGCUUCAGUGGAAUGCAGGAGUUAGCUCGGCAUGUAUCUUCUGUAACCAGUUUGAAACUAGGGAUCAUAUAUUUUUCUCUUGCACUUACUCGGCUGCUGUCUGGUCUCAGCUGAUGAGAGGUUUGCUGCGUACUCGAUACACAACAAUAUGGACAGAAGUGUUGGAGCUCACGCUUGACAACAGUCUUGGUAUGAUCACCACCUUUCUUACACGAUAUGUGUUUCAGAUCACCAUACAUAUUCUAUGGCGUGAGAGAAACGAUAGACGGCACGGGGCAACUCCGAUCUCAGUUCAAGCAUUAGUAAAGAUGCUAGACAGGCAAAUCAGGAACAAAUGUUUAUCUUUCAGGCAGCUGGGGGACUUUACUUAUGCUGCAAGCUUAAGCGAUUGGUUUGCCACACGUUAA
Brassica napus (rape) is the source of this 726-nucleotide messenger RNA. RefSeq lists its product as uncharacterized. The record is from RefSeq and is a predicted model, not a curated record. Bases 1 to 726 code for a protein of 241 amino acids. The transcript has a single exon. NCBI's taxonomy places the organism in Eukaryota, Viridiplantae, Streptophyta, Magnoliopsida, Brassicales, Brassicaceae.